CUCUACUGUGGCUGCCCGACGGCGACGCUUAUAGGCACGGCCGCCCGCCGCUCCUCGCUCCACACCCCAUCGUCACUCCCUCUCCUCUCCCCGGCCCCCGUCUCCACGCGCCCCGCGCACCCACACUCCUUGACCCACACACACACACGAUGCGUUUCCUCACACUCCUUCUCCUGCCCGCCGCCGUGCUGGCGCACCCGCUCGUGCCGCGCCAGGAGGCCGGCAGCGCGCUCCUCGACGCCCUGCGCGGCGCACAGCUCACCGUGCUCGCCGACAUGCUCGCCAACAACACGGCGCUUGUCAACGCCGUGCUCAACAGCGCCGGCAGCAAGACGAUCCUCGCGCCCAACGACCAGGCGAUGCGUGCCGUGCCCGAGUGGACCACGUCCAACCCGGAGCUGCUGCAGGCCACGCUGCUGAUGCACGUGCUCAACGGCACGUACCCCCUCAACGACCUCGCCUCGCCGCCGCCGCACACCGUCGGCCACAGCCUGCUCUCGCUGCCCACGUACGCCAACCUGCCCGGCGGCAACGGCCUGCCCGUGGCGCUCUCGCGCUCGUCCGACGCCGAGUUCGUGCAGGAGGCCGCCAACACGAACGCCUUCUCCUCGGCCGACCCCAUCGUCGCCGGCAACAUCACCAUCCAGCCCAUCGCGCGCGCCCUCACCGUGCCCGGCAACGCCUCGGCCACGCUGGGCUUCCUCGGCAAGCACGACGCGCUGCUGCAGGCACUGCGCGGCGCCGGCGUCGCCGACAUGCUCGACUCGAUGCGCGGCGUCACGCUCUUUGUGCCCACCGACGCGGCGCUGCAGCAGUACGUGCAGCAGAACAACCUCGCCGCGAACCCGGAGAACGCCAAGGCGCUGCUGCUGCAGCACGUCGUCGCCUCGCGCGCCGUCUACUCGCCGCUGCUCGAGGGCCAGGGCUCGAUGAUCAACGCCGCCGGCCAGGACCUCGUCUUCGACGCCGACGCCCAGACGGUGCGCGUCGGCGACGUCUCGGUGCGCAUCACGCAGUACGACAUCAUGCACAAGGGCGGCGUCAUCCACUACGUCGACGGCGUGCUCGCCUCGACCAAGUACGACGAGAGCCGCGCCUCGGCCGCGGCCGCCUCGGCGGCGCGCUCGGCCAACAGCUUCGUCGCCGGCCCCAUCUCGGGCGUCAACGCGGCCAGCAGCCAGGGCCCGGACCUGCCCGGCCCGAAUGCCGACAACCCGGAGAGCAACGGCUUCAAGAGCAGCACGAUGCAGACCAACGACGCCUCGGGCGGCAGCGGCGCCGCGCCCGGCGCGCCCGGCUCGCGCGACAGCGCCAUCUCCGACUCGGGCAAUGGCAGCAACGGCAACGGCAGCGGCAAUGGCUCGGGCAGCAAUGGCUCGAACGGCAGCGGCAGCGGCGCCAAUGCCAGCGGCAGCAAUGGCAGCAACGGCGGCAAUAGCAGCGGCGGCAGCAGCCGCGCCUCGGAUGCAGCGCCGAGCCGUGCCGCUGCCUCGCUGCUGGCGCUGGCCGCCGCCGGUGCCGCAGCCGUGUGCGUGCUCUGAGCGCCCUUCCGGCGCUGCAGGCCCGCUAGACGCCUCUGGGCCUGCUUCCGUUGCCCAUCUCACCUGCUGCUGCGUUCCCCGUCCGCGCUCCGUGUCUGCACUCGCCGUCAUGAGAGCAACGACGCUCUGUAUUCCUAGGCCCUGCGCUCCCCCUGUCCCCCUCUUCAGUGCAAUGCGAGACCCCCCUACACGCGAUAGU
Tilletiopsis washingtonensis is the source of this 1740-nucleotide messenger RNA. Its product is annotated as Fasciclin-domain-containing protein. Lineage: Eukaryota; Fungi; Basidiomycota; Exobasidiomycetes; Entylomatales. The record is from RefSeq and is a predicted model, not a curated record. Gene Ontology annotation, biological process: macroautophagy. Gene Ontology annotation, cellular component: fungal-type vacuole membrane. The transcript is spliced from 4 exons. Bases 150 to 1541 code for a protein of 463 amino acids.